AUGAUCCAUGCCGGAGACCGUGGAAGCAGCCUCAACCCCAGGCUGCAACCAGCGCCUUUUUGCUUCUGGAGCGGUCAUAGACUCGACUCCCCCAGUCUCCCCAGGCCGAAUCAUUGCCAAACUUUUUCCCUCGCUCCUUUAGGGGUGAGUGGGAACUGCUGGACCCGAUGGAGCAUCAUGCUACCGCAUGCCCACACACGGCGAUCACAACGACAUCAUCGUCCGGUCGAGGCAUACGUGCCUAGAGUCGUCUGUAUAAAUCUCCCGACUGCAGUCGGUCUUCCUCUUCCUCAUUCUUUCCUUUCUCCGUCCCCCUUCGUCUUCUACGUUGAACCCGCUGAGAUCCGUUUGCUCCGCCAGAUCCGCGGGUUUGUGACUGUAUUCUCUCUAAUAUCCGGGCAGUCCGAAAGGUUCCCACUGUCUGAUUAA
This is a messenger RNA of Monascus purpureus, 429 nucleotides long. The record is from the annotation of a GenBank genome assembly. Lineage: Eukaryota; Fungi; Ascomycota; Eurotiomycetes; Eurotiales; Aspergillaceae.